Heterostelium album PN500 is the source of this 759-nucleotide messenger RNA. RefSeq lists its product as uncharacterized. Bases 1 to 759 code for a protein of 252 amino acids. The record is from RefSeq and is a predicted model, not a curated record. Lineage: Eukaryota; Evosea; Eumycetozoa; Acytosteliales; Acytosteliaceae. The transcript has 8 exons.
AUGAAAACUACAGAUAAAUCUUAUGAUUCGACACCUGCAGGAUUCGAACCUGCGCCCCCGAAGGGAUUUGAUUUCGAGUCAAACGCCAAAGUAACAAAUAUAUUGGAGUAUAGAUCUUUGAAAAUGAUUAUUUAUACUGAAUCUGCAUUUGGAUGGUGGUCGGUCAUUCAACUCUACCAACAAACUAUCAAACACAGUAUGAUACAGAUCAAAUGUUUAGAUGAUACAAAUCGAUAUUCAAUAGUAUUAUCUCAUAUACAAGUGGAAUGUGUUGAUUCAUUCAAACCAAAUAAGUUUAUAAAUUUUGAUUUUACAUUUGAUUCAAAUACUAAAUAUUUCCGUACAUGUGCACUUGAGGAAAUCUUCGAUGUCUUUCGUAAGGUUUCAUUGGUGUCACAUAGUAGUAGUAUCGGUUUAAAAACAGUCUUAACAAUGGAUAUGAUCAUGUGUAACGUGUCUGGAGGAACUUUAGUUGGAUCAAUGUCAAGACUAGGUUCUGCAGCCAAACCAGAGAAGCUCUUCAUUUCGACCUUUGGGUUUUUGGCUUUUGACUUUUCUAGCUUAUUCUUGACUCUCAUUCCUUCCUUCCAGAUAAGUUCUCUCGUACGUGGCUCAAAGAAAAACAUUAGACCAUCGUUGGGAGAUUUGAGAACAGGAACAGGCUUAUUUAUGGAUAUUGAUUGCAGCACACCAUUAGUCUAUACUGUAAUUAGUGUAGAGCAUUUUGGAUCAAAUUGGUUGAUCUUUGUUAAAGAUUAA